This is a messenger RNA of Zonotrichia albicollis (white-throated sparrow), 3915 nucleotides long. Lineage: Eukaryota; Metazoa; Chordata; Aves; Passeriformes; Passerellidae. The record is from RefSeq and is a predicted model, not a curated record.
GUGAACCCAGACUGGAGCAAGUACGAUGACAGGUUGAUGAAGGCAGCUGAGAGGGGCGAUGUGGAGAAGGUUUCAUCCAUCCUGUCCAAGAAGGGGGUCAGUCCCACCAAGCUGGACGUGGAAGGGAGAUCUGCAUUCCAUGUUGUAGCAUCAAAGGGAAACCUGGAUUGCUUGAACACCAUCCUGGUGCACGGCGUUGAUAUCACAGCCACUGAUGCUGCAGGCAGAAACGCCCUGCACUUGGCUGCCAAGUAUGGCCAUGCUUUGUGCUUGCAGAAGCUCCUGCAGUACAAUUGUCCGACAGAGAAUGUGGAUCUCCAGGGAAGAACUGCUCUUCAUGAUGCAGGACUGCCCUAAUGUUAGGCUGUGAAUAUGGCUGCAAGGAUGCCGUGGAGGUGUUGCUCAGGAAUGGUGCUGAUGUUGGUUUGACUGAUGGCCUUGGCCAUGACUGUGCUUACUAUGCCAGGAUUGGGGACAAUAUUGACAUUUUGGCUUUAAUAAAAGCUGCCGUUGAGGACUCCAGCAGAGGAAGAGACAGCAUCAAGAGAGGGCAGGCUGAGCAAAAGGUCUGCAGCGUGUCCCAGAAGUGGGGCCGGGGCUAUGGAGCACAGGAGGGACCUGGAGCUGGAAAACCAAGAUUUGAAGGAUCGAAUGAGGGAGGUGCAGGAGGAGCAGAGGAUGCUGCUGGACAGAAUCAGUGGGCUACAGCUGCAGCUCACUGAGGAGCAAAUGUUUGCAGAUGAUCUUGAGAAUGAGAAAGAUGAGUUGAAGAAAAUCCUGACUACCAAGGAAAAGCAGCAGGAAGAAAGUUUAAGGACUAUUGAAGCUCUCAAAGCUAAACUCAAGUAUUAUGAAGGCGACUCUGCGGGGUCUGGAGGUAACUUUGGAAACAGAAAAGAAGAUUUAUUACUUAAACAAGGCCAAGCAUUUGCAGUGGAAUCCCAGUCCCGGUCCAUGCUGAGGCCCCUGGAGCUGUCGCUGCCCGCCCAGUCGCCCAGCUCCGAGAAGGAGGCUUUGAAGAAGGAGCUGGAGAGCCUGAGGAGCAGCUUUGGAGCAGCCAAGGAGGAGAUCAGCAAGCUGCAGAGGGAGCUGGCCCUGAAGGGCGCCGAGUGCAGGGCCCUGGUGUCAGAGUGCGAGAGGAGCAAGGCAGAGUCUGACAGGCAGGUCAGGCAGCUGGAGGACGCCCUGAAGGACGUGCAGAAGAGGAUGUUCGACUCCGAGGGCAAGGUGAAGCAGAUGCAGAGCCACUUCCUGGCCCUCAAGGAGCACCUGGCCAGCGAGGUGGCCUCGGGGAGCGGCAAGGCGACGGAGGAGCUGAAGGAGCAGCUCAAGGAGAUGAAGGCCAAGUACGAGGGAGCCUCUGCCGAGGUGGGGAAACUGAGGAACCAGAUCAAGCAGAACGAGCUGCUGGUGGCAGAGUUCCGGAGGGACGAGGGCAGGCUGGUGGAGGAAAACAAAAGGUUGCAGAAGGAGCUGGUGAAGGUGGAGAUGGAGCGAGAUGAAAGGGGCAGGAACGUCACGGAGUUGGAAGGGCAGCUCAGAGAGACGGCGGCCAAGCUGGCCCAGUCCGUGAGUGCGGAGCAGUUUGAGAAGGUGAAGGGUUUGCUGUCAAACGAGGUGAAGGAGAAGGCAAGGAGGUUAGCAGAGGUGGAGGGGGAGCAGGAGAAGCUGCAGGCAGAGCUGGUGCUGUUACAGAGGGAGUCUGAGAGCCAGAGAGCUCAGCUGGCACAGCGUGUGAAGGCAGAGGAGCACGAGCAGAUGAGGAGUGGGUUUGAGCAGAGGGAAGAGGAGCUGGGGAAGGCAAUUUCUGAGCUAUCACAGAAGAAUGAGACUCUGCAGAAGGAACUUGAAAGAUUGCAGGCUGAUAACAAGGUGCUGAAGCAGCAAGUCCAAAUGCUAAAAACUGAAAUUAAAAGCCAGAAUGUGCCUUUAAAAAUUCAUGAGGAGUUGAAGAAAGCAAACGAUCUGGCUGUGGGUGACCUGACAAAAAAGCUUUUUGAAAUAACAAAGAAGUACAAUGAAAGCAAAGCAGAAGCUGAAAAGUUGCUGGCAGAGAAGAACAACUUAAAUGAGAAUAUCAGCCACUUGCAAGCUGUGUACCUGUCUCUGGAGCAGCACAAGAAAGAGCUGGAAGCUUUAAAAUCUAAUGGGAUUGAGCUUGAGAAGCAGCUUGCUGAGCUUCAGAAGAAAUAUGAUGAGGAGCAGGCAAAAGUGGGCAAGCUGGUGGCUGAGAACACGGGCCUGAGGGAGACCUUGAGGGAUCAGUACGUGCUGGCCACCACGCACGAGGAGGUUAAAACUGUCCUCAACAGCACCCUGGAAAAGACCAAUGGGGAGCUGUCAGACCUGAAGGGCAAAAUUGGAGAGAUAAAGCAGGAGUUCCUGAGGGUAAACGAAGAAAACGGAGCUUUAAAAAACAAGGUGAAACUCUUACAGAACCAAUUAAAAACGGAGUAUAUCAGUUUAAAGGAUCACGAGGCCAUGGUAAAUACUUUAAAUAAAAGCGUGCAAGAGCUGCAGGAGAGCAACGCUGCCGUUAAGGCUGAGCACCAGAGGGGGCAGGAUGAAAUCUUACAGUUGCACGCAGAAAUUGAAGCCCAGAAGAAGGAGCUGGACACAAUCCAAGAGUGCAUCAAGUCCAAGUACGCCCCGGUGGCCUCCUUUGAGGACAGGGAGCAGAGCCUGCAGGGCACGGUGAAGGAGCUGCGGGCACAGCUGCAGGAGCAGCAGCAGAGGUGCAGGGGCAGCGAGCAGGAGGCGCAGAGGUGCAGAGAGGAGAGCGAGCAGCUCCGCAGCGGGCUCCUGUCCAUCCAGCACGACCUGCAGCACAACUACGUGCUGGCAGAGAAGUCCCACCAGCUGGAGAGGCUGUGUGCCAGCAGCAUGGAGGAGCUGAGGCAGCAGCUGAGGGCCCUGCUGAGGAAGCACACGGGGCAGGAGGGGCAGCAGGAGGGAGCCGUGGAUCGCGAGGUGCCGGCGGAGCGGCUGCAGGCGCUGAGGGAGGCUCUGGGCCGCACCGUGGAGGAGCUGCAGCAGGCCCUGAGCAGCAAGGAGGAGCGGUACCACAAGGAAACGCUCAGAGUCGGGGAGCUGCAGCAGGAGCUGGCCCGGCUGAAGGAGUCCUCGGUGCCCCUGGUGGAGUACACCCAGCUGAAGGAAGGGCUGGAGGGAGAAAUGGCGGCCAUCAAGCGCGGCCUGGAGGAAAAGGAGGCGGAAACGCAGGCCAAGAGCCAGGAGGUGCUGAGGCUGCAGGAGGAGCUGCGGCAGAGCCAGCAGGCCCUGGCAGAGCUGCAGAGCCAGGAGGUGGUGGCCGUGGCAGAGUACAGCUCCAUGAAGGCUGCCCUGGAGGCCCAGGUGAGCAGCAUGGCCGGCCACCUGGCCAGCAUGAGCCACAAGUACGAGCAGGCCUGCGAGGAGGCCCUGCAGGCCAGGAGGAGCGAGCUGUCCCUCAAGGACGAGAAGGAGCUGCUCCAGCUCAGGAGCUGCAGCAUCGAGCAGGAGAUCAAGGACCAGAAGGAGAGGUGUGACAAGUCACUGACGACCAUCAUCGACCUGCAGAAGAGGAUCCAGGAGUCUGCAAAGCAGGUGGAAGCCAAGGACAACAAGAUAACAGAGCUGCUGAACGACGUGGAGCGGUUAAAGCAGGCUCUCAACGGCUUGUCCCAGCUGACAUACACCACUGGGAUCCCCUCCAAGAGGCACAACCAGCAGGUGGAACUGCUCCAGAGCCAAGUGAAAACACUCCAGCAGCAGCUGGCUGACGCCGCGCGGCAGCACCAGGAGGUGGUGGCAGUGUACAGGACACACCUGCUCAGCGCUGUGCAGGGUCACAUGGAUGAAGAUGUGCAGGCUGCCCUGCUGCAGAUCAUCCGCAUGAGGCAGGGCCUGGUGUGCUGAGUGCUGCUGGGGCUGGGC